GAUUCGCUCAACUCUAGUGUUACAUGAGGCCAAUAUUUUUUAACUUAAAAUCACAUGUAAAAAUUUAAAUCUCUCAUGAUUUAAUCUUGUUUAUCUAAUUUAUCUAUGUAAUUCUUACAAUUGUUGCUUUUCAGUGUAAUCAGGGUUGAAAUUAGGAAAAUCUAUUGAUUGAUCAUGUAUAACGCUAUUCGCUAUAGCAAUUGUUGCCGUUUGUAUUCAAAUUUUACCAGAAAUCAAUAUCAUCUUUUGAGUCCCGUGAUUAGUCAAGCAUCUGCAAUCAAUGGACCUCAUUACUGUGUUUAUAAGAGACAUUUCUCAUCGGAUAGAAAAGGAUUUUUCGGUCAAGUUUUGGACAACAUCAAACAAGAGAUUGCCAAGAAUAAAGAAAUGAAAGAGAAUAUAAAAAAAUUUAGAGAAGAAGCUCAAAAAUUAGAAGAAUCUGAUGCACUGAAAAAAGCCAGAGAAAAGUUUGAAGCAAUUGAGGCCGAAACAACGAAAGGCUCUGAAAAAGUCAAAGAGCAAUUCAAAUCGUUGAAAGAAAAAUUCCGAGAAACUAUCGAGGAAGCAAGUAAAAGUGAUUUAGGUAAACAAGGUUUAAAAGUUGGUGAAGAAAUUGUCAAACAAGCUAGAGUAGCUUCUGAGCAAUUAGCCAAACAAGGCCAACAAUUAGGAGAUGCUUCUGCUUUUAAAGCCGUAAGUGAGGGUGUCAAAGCUAUCAAAGAAGAAGUUGAAGAUGUUACUAUUUCUGGACCCUCAGUUUAUAAACCACCCAAAAAAUUGAGAAAAAGGACAGAACAGUUACAUGCUUCAGAUAAACCCAUCGAAGUCAAUACUGAAGCAACUGGGGUUGAACUCCAUAAAGACAGUAAAUGGUAUAAAAGUUGGGAAAAUUUCAAGGAAAAUAACCAAUACGUUAACAAAGUUUUUGAUUGGAAAAUGAAAUACGACGAGAGUGACAGUCCGAUCGUUAGGGCAUCGAGAUUGGUCACUGACAAAUUAGCCGAUAUGUUUGGUGGAGUUUUUCGUAAAACCGAGCUUUCAGAGGCUUUGACAGAAAUUUGUAAAAUGGACCCCAAUUUUGACAAGGCUAGUUUUUUAAGAGAGUGUGAAGUUGACAUUAUACCAAACAUUUUAGAAGCCAUGGUUAGAGGUGAUUUAGAAAUACUACAAGAUUGGUGCCAUGAAUCGGCCUAUAGUAGAUUGAAAGUACCAAUCGAUACAGCCACGAAAUUAGGUUACAAAUUGGAUUCCAAAGUUUUAGAUAUUUCCCAUGUUGAUCUCGCUAUGGGUCAAAUAAUGGAACAAGGACCAGUGUUAAUAAUUACUUUUCAAACUCAACAAAUUAUGUGUGUUAGAGAUGGUUCUGGUAAUGUCAUUGAAGGGGAUCCUGACAAGAUUCUCAGAUUUCACUAUGUCUGGGUUUUAUGUCGAGAUCAAGAGGAGCUUAAUCCUAAAGCUGCUUGGCGACUACUGGAUUUAUCUGCAAAUAGUCAAUCACAAUGGUUGUGAUGUAAUGUAGAUCUUAAUUUCUGCCAAAUAAAUUUAUGUAAAGUUAUAAUAAAUAGAUUUUUUGUAUUCACCUAAA
Tetranychus urticae (two-spotted spider mite) is the source of this 1585-nucleotide messenger RNA. RefSeq names its product mitochondrial import inner membrane translocase subunit TIM44. Gene Ontology annotation, biological process: protein import into mitochondrial matrix. Gene Ontology annotation, molecular function: protein-folding chaperone binding. Lineage: Eukaryota; Metazoa; Arthropoda; Arachnida; Trombidiformes; Tetranychidae. Gene Ontology annotation, cellular component: mitochondrial inner membrane. The record is from RefSeq and is a predicted model, not a curated record.